UACUCUAGUAACUCACGCACUUUCUGCAAGCGAGCGCGAACCGACGGAGCUGGGCCCUAGCGACGGCCCGUAGGUAGCGUACAACCCUCUCAGGAAUCGGCAGAGCGUCGGCUGCCCUGUGCCCUUCAGCUCUAAAGAAAUCUGGCCAGGAGGUAGCGGGCGGCCAGGGAGGAGGUGAAAUACACUAGGCCGUCAUUCCUUAACCCAGGCGGCAUGGCGGCUCCAGGCUCUGUCAAGCUCUUGCUUGCCGCGUCGGCGGCGUUCGGGGCUGCGUCCCGCCGUUGCCUCUUCCUCGCCGGAGCCGGGAAGCCAGGCGGGCACGGGGAGCUAGACCGGGAAAAUGCCGCUUGCCGGGGGGCGAGCCGGGGCUUCAGCUUGUCUGCCCCGAGCCGGCGCAGCUCAGAAGAUAAGAUAACUAUUCAUUUUGUAAACCGGGAUGGUGAGAAAUUAACAACCCAAGGAAAAGUUGGUGACACACUACUAGAUGUUGUUGUUAAUAAUAAUCUAGACAUUGAUGGGUUUGGUGCCUGUGAAGGAACAUUGGCUUGUUCCACUUGUCAUCUUGUCUUUGAAGAACACGUAUUUGGAAAGUUAGAAGCUAUUACUGAUGAGGAGAAUGACAUGCUUGAUCUGGCCUAUGGACUAACAGAUACAUCACGUUUGGGCUGCCAAAUCUCUUUAACAAAGUCUAUGAACAAUAUGACUGUCCGAGUACCUGAAGCAGUCGCUGAUGCAAGGCAAUCCAUGGAUCUGGGCAAGAACUCAUAAACUUCAAUCAAUCAGAAUAUUUUCAUGGAAUUUUACCUAUAUUUUUAUUACAAUAGUUUCUCUAUGUAAUUAAAUGAGAACUUGCCAAAUAGAAUUUAUUGCAAUUACUAGCUUUGAUAUUUUAAUUUACCUUAUAAAAUUACUAUAUUUUGUAAUUCUUAAAAAUUAUGCGGCCUUUUUUUCUUUUGGUUAAACUUCAGAUUGUCCAAUGUUGUUAUAAGAAUUCACAUAAUAUUAGUUUACAUUUUGUAGUGCUUAGUUUCAAAUUGCUUUUACAUUACCUCAUUUUAUACUCAUUAUGCCUUUAACCUCAUAGUGGUUUUACCACUAUUUGAUCUGUGGUGAGGCGUGGAACAGCUAAAUGUGUCCAACACAGGUAGUUAGUUACAGAACUGAGACUAGAACAUGGGUUUCCUGACUCCUUAACUUUUUCUAGUAGACUGGGAGAAAUAAGUAGUAAAACAGGGAGAAAUUAUGAAUUCUCUGUUAAGAGUAAUUAUGGAAUGUAUGUGUCAGUGCAGAAAAACACAACUGCUCAGUGAACUGCUUUAUUUUCUGAAUAUGUUAGAACAGAUGAUUAUCAUAAUAUGGCCUUUCAGAGUUAAGAACAUUUAGGAUAAUUUGAACAUAGGUGCUUCUAAAAUCCCUGACAAGUCUGAUCUUGAUAAUAACAAAGCUACAGGAAUUUUUUAAAGGAAAGUAAAAUUCUUGGUACUUUUGUAAGUAAAGUAAGAUAAAUGUUUGUGAUUUUAUCUAAAUAUUUGAUUUGCAAUAUUCUUUAAUAGUGGGAUGAAAUCGUUUAAAAAUUCAGUCUUUUUUUCUGCAGAGCCAGAGAAGAAAAAAAGAAAAAAUUCUAUUGGGCUCUGUAAUUUGUUAAUCCUCUGUGGAAGCAAGUUGAAAUUUCCAUUUUGUCUGACAAUAAAUAAAUUCAUUAGUGGGUUAGACAA
This is a messenger RNA of Gracilinanus agilis (Agile Gracile Mouse Opossum), 1715 nucleotides long. It is a transcript of the gene FDX1, whose product is annotated as ferredoxin 1. The coding region runs from base 214 to 768 and encodes 184 amino acids. Gene Ontology annotation, cellular component: mitochondrion. The record is from RefSeq and is a predicted model, not a curated record. Gene Ontology annotation, molecular function: 2 iron, 2 sulfur cluster binding. NCBI's taxonomy places the organism in Eukaryota, Metazoa, Chordata, Mammalia, Didelphimorphia, Didelphidae. The transcript is spliced from 4 exons. Gene Ontology annotation, biological process: P450-containing electron transport chain; positive regulation of oxidoreductase activity.